Molecule: messenger RNA, 1341 nt
Organism: Neolamprologus brichardi
Lineage: Eukaryota; Metazoa; Chordata; Actinopteri; Cichliformes; Cichlidae
Source: RefSeq, a predicted model, not a curated record
AUGGCGGCAUCCAUCGGGGUGUGCUGUGCCCUCCGCAUCACACUUGGAGUGUGUGUGUGUGUGUUUACAGUAACGGCUGAAGAGCUAUGGAGAGGUGUGUUGGCUGAGUCCGGUGCUGGAGCAAGAAAGGGUCGAGGGAAGCGUACCAAACGCAAACUAAGGAGAGAUCUGAACCGAGGACAGACCAUUGGAGAGGGUCGUGGCGGUUUUCUGUGGCCUGGACUCAACAGUCCAGUCACUGACAAUGAAAAGUGCAGACCCGUUACGCUGCUGCAAGGGCUUCUGGAAACCUACGAGGAUUUCGAUUCACGUGUCAUCGAGGUGAAGAGUGUGUUCAACAUGACAGCCAAAGAAGGCAGAAAGAGGUCCAUCAGCUGCUUGGUCGCAGUGGGAAAUGGCAACGGAGCCGCAGGCUUUGCUUUGGGGAAAGCAGCAGACAGGAACACGGCUCUGAGGAAGGCCAAGAACAGAGCCAUCCACUACUUGUACUAUAUAGAACGAUACAAUGACCACACCAUUUACCAUGACUUUGAUUCCAAGUUUAAGAGGACGACACUCUGCAUGAAAAAACAAAACAAAGGUUACGGUCUGCACUGCCACAGGGCGGUCAUCACUCUUUGCAAGCUGAUCGGCAUAAAAGACAUGUAUUGCAAAGUAGAGGGAUCAGUCAAUCUCCUGAACAUCACCCGGGCUCUCUUCACUGGAUUAGCCAGUCAGGAAACCCACCAGACUCUGGCUGACAAGAAGCAGCUCCAUGUUGUAGAGUUUCAGUCACAGCGUGGCCUUCUGCCCAUGGUGGUGGCGAGUCCCAAAGACGGCGCACGACCCAACCCAGAGUCAGAGGAUGAGAUUCCCAACACCCGGCUGCACUGGGAUGACGUACGAGCUGCACAGGGGUUGAAACGCUCGAUCUGGGCAGGUGUCAAACGCACCAUCUGGUAAUGCGUGGGAAGGCUGAUGCUUGGAUAAGACCAAAGGAGACUUGAGUGGACUGAAGGAAACCAAUAGUGUCAAAUGGAUUAUCUGACUUGUUUUUUUCUAGUAACAGUAUGUGUGGAACUUGUUUGCUAGAAUUUUGGUUUUGUUAACGUCUCAACAUGUGAUGGAUUCUGUUUGUAAGAGUUUCAUUAUUUUCUCAACUGAGGACUAAAGUUCAGUGCUUUUUUCAGUAUAACACCAACUUUAUUGUCCAUAUCAAACCUAUGAUACUGAUGCAAAAUAGUGACAGUCAAUGUUACAGCAGAAGAAAUAUUUUACAUUCUGACUCUUCUUGAGAAUUAAUUUUGAACUGUUGCAAAUUACAACAUGUGCUAAUAAUAAAGUGUAAAUCUAUUAAAGUCA